AUGGCUCCCACAGUACAGCCACCCCCCUCGCCGUCCCUGGGCAGGUGCCCACGCCACAGCAGCUUCAGCUCUAGCGACACGCUCAGCAACGCCUUCAAUGCGACGGAAGUCCUCAUGAAAGGCAUGUUGUUCAAGCGAGGUCAGGGAGGGUGGUUCCACCGCAAGACAUGGAAGGUUCGUCAUGUAGUGCUCACGAGCUCCGUGCUGCGUUACUAUGAACUGGACGUGCGCAAAGGCGAACUCGACUUGCGCGACUGCUCGCCAUCGUCCAUCCAAGCUCUUCCCCGUGAUGCCACGUUCACAGGGACGUACGGCACGCUGUGGAGGUUUGCCGUUCAAACCCCCAAACGCCGCAUGCUGUUUUCCGCCCCGAGUGAAAUGGAAAUGAACGAAUGGGUGCGACACCUGCACUUAGCACUGGCGAUUCAGCGCAAUGAUUUUUCUACGAUCCAGCGUUUGUCAUCAAUCCCGACUCGAUACUCCGUGCGGGUGCCGACUUCACCCCGUGGCCGCAAGAUCAGCAUAGCGGGGACACCUCUGCCAGAAUCCCCGAAAGCAGCGCAGCCGGACGGAAGUCACGCCGUCGUUUUGCGAGCGUAUCGCAAGUGUACGAGUGACUUGGAGGCAUUCGUGCAUGCAGUAGUACGCAACCCGUGCGACUUAAUUGAAGUCGAGUUCUGA
This is a messenger RNA of Aphanomyces invadans, 681 nucleotides long. RefSeq lists its product as hypothetical. NCBI's taxonomy places the organism in Eukaryota, Oomycota, Saprolegniomycetes, Saprolegniales, Verrucalvaceae. The record is from RefSeq and is a predicted model, not a curated record. Bases 1 to 681 code for a protein of 226 amino acids. The transcript has a single exon.